Messenger RNA from Enterobius vermicularis (human pinworm), 1368 nucleotides. Lineage: Eukaryota; Metazoa; Nematoda; Chromadorea; Rhabditida; Oxyuridae. The record is from the annotation of a GenBank genome assembly.
AUGACCACCGAAGCUCAAAUUGCUGAACAAGAGGUUUUGUCUACGACAGAGCAAAAACUUCAGGAGGAAUUACAUAUUGAGCAAGCUGUUCAAGACAUUGUACGUCUUAUAAAACAGGAUGCUCGAACAGCGCUACUGAUUGUUCAGUUACUGCGGAGAUACCAGUUGGAACGCAAUCAGGUUCUAGUUAAUGCUGCUCAGGCGGUGGAAGAGCAGAAUACUGAACUUCAGUCAGCAGCCAACGAGUCUGAGCAACCCAAUCCAGCCUUAACAGUUCGAGAAGAAUCUCCGCAGCCAGUAGUUUGCCCUGAGCAACCGGGUUCAUGCGCUUCUGUGAUUGUUCAGUACAGUAAUGUUCAACAACAAAAACAGCUUGGGUUAUCUCCUGUCCGAUCUGUAACGAGUAUUACUCCAAAUGUCGUGCCAUCAAAACCGAAGCCCAAAAAGAAGCUCUCUCAACAGAAGUUCGACAAGGAAGACCAUAAAGAUAAAACGUCUUCUUCGUACGAUAUGGAAGAUAUUUUUAAGAAAGUAAUUGAAAAUGCAUCUCGUGCUCUCAAUGAAAAGUUGAACGAUUUAUCCUCAUCUUCUGCUGAAUACAGCGCGUGUGAAGCAUCAGCUAUCUUGACAAAUACGGUCCACCAACAGCCACAGCAGCAAUUAAGUGAUCAACGGACGCUACAACAACCUCAGCAGCCUCAGCAGCCACAGCAUCAGCACCAACAGUCACAGUACAUAGUUGCCACAGCGUCGUCAGAACCUCAUUCUUGCAAACCAUUCUCGUCGUGUGAACAGUACUUACACCCCUACGUAUUGAAAGAAGCAUCUUCGAAUGAAUAUAGUGAUGGACAGAUGGCAGUUUCGGUAGAGCCAAAUAGCGACCGUUAUCAAGAACGUGUAGAAAUCGUUGAAGAAGGAGCUGUUGUGCAAAGCGUUGUUCCGUUUCAGCAUUAUUCCAAAAAUCAAGCAUUUGAUGAUUUAAUGGAUGUGCUUCGCGACGAUCAAGGUCUUGGUGAGUGUCGGUCAAAUGGAGGAGAAAGUGGGAUUGCCAGUUAUGCUUCUGAUGAAAUUGCUACCUUAUUUGGGGAGGAUUGGUUUGAUCAUGACAGUACCAUGCACGCAACGCCGUCAUACAAGCAAGGUUAUGAAAAGGACGUUGAAGAACAUGGCAGCGGUCAAACUUCUGUCAGAGACGCUGAACACACGGUCCUUUCGGGCACUGAAGAAAGCGUGUCACAAUCGAAAACCAAUGCUGCUUCAGAUCAGGGGCUCUGUAUGGAGUGGCUGGAUAUGAUUCUUCCCUCGCCAGACCACGCUAGUGUGGUUAUUAACCAGGAGCAUGUGCUCGUUGCUAAUUCCUUUGGCUGA